GCCCUAGUCACCGCAGCGUUCGUCUAUCUGGGGUUCUCCACCUUCGUGGGCCUGCUACAUGCCUUGGGCUGGGGCUCCGCCGGUGUCUCCGCCAGAUCGAUUGCUGCAGGACUGCAGUCCGCAUACUGGGGAGCAUUCACCGGCGGCAUCUUCUCGGUCCUGCAAAGCUGGGGUGCUACACUGAUGGUGUCUGCGGUAUGGGCAUUGCUCUCGGCCGUGAUU
Molecule: messenger RNA, 222 nt
Organism: Coniophora puteana RWD-64-598 SS2
Lineage: Eukaryota; Fungi; Basidiomycota; Agaricomycetes; Boletales; Coniophoraceae
Exons: 1
Cellular component (GO): membrane
Source: RefSeq, a predicted model, not a curated record